Suillus bovinus is the source of this 1128-nucleotide messenger RNA. RefSeq lists its product as uncharacterized. Bases 1 to 1128 code for a protein of 375 amino acids. Lineage: Eukaryota; Fungi; Basidiomycota; Agaricomycetes; Boletales; Suillaceae. The record is from RefSeq and is a predicted model, not a curated record. The transcript has 4 exons.
AUGGUGAAGGGUGACUUGAAGCGAACGAGGGAGGACCGAGAUCCUGAUGAUGGUCAGCACAAAAUUUUAACACCCGAUGCUUCAUGUCCGGUUCCAGCACCGUUUGAGGCCCACGAAGAUACUAUUGACUCUUUGCUUGACCUAACUUCUUUAUGUUCUCAGGAUGAUAUAUCGGCUCGUUUCGACUCGAUAUCAAGGGCCUUAUUGUCUGAAUAUUAUCUGUCAGUCAUUCAUGGCAGCUCUCAGAUGGACUAUGAAAUCCUCGAACUAGAAUUUUACCUCCAGAAGUCAGGCUGUCACGAAGACCCAUUUACUCAUGGAAGCGCAGAGCAAGAGCGGAGUGGGCAGUGGUAUUUUCAUCGUGCACCGAAACGUUCAAACUUGUCGCAAGCCAAUCUUGCAGCAACUGUAGCAGGAGGUUAUCGGGGUGGUACACGUAAAGGCCUUGAUCUGACAUUUGGUGGCCCCGUUGCGGAGGGUCGCAUCACAUCAGGAAUAUUGCGAGGUGGUGCUCUUCUGCGCACCAUACGUCGAUUUCACGACCAAAAGGUCAUCUCAGGGCCCUCACUCCUCGUUGAUGAGAUUUUACGCGUAUGCAAUGCUUCGAACAUCAACGAGCUUGUGUCUGUUAAAUGGAAAGGGGACAUCGCUGCCCUCUCAGCCCCAAGCCAACCGAGGAGUGUUUAUAUGUACUUACGCAAGCGACCUGCAUCGAGCCUUGCGACUUCGCCCGUAUUCCGUUCUCCGCGAAUUGGACUCGAUCUUUCUAACCCAGAAACCAAAGCCGAUUCCGCACAUCCACGUGUUGUCUUCGUCGGAAAAUUAUAUCGGUACUUUACUUAUCCAGAGCUCCUCGUUGCCAACGGACGCCCUCAAACGUUCGUCGGACUAUACUUGGCCGUUGUCGAAGGACAGAAGUAUGAGCCUGGCUCGCUCAAGUUCCGCAACGAAUUGAGUAAGCUGACUGGAAUCAAGGACACGACUCUUGCCAAGUAUUUGUCGGACUAUCAGCUCGGAUUCGAGGAGGGGAAGUUGGUAAACUUUGUUGGGGCUAUUGGAAAAGGUGCCUCAGCGUCAGCGUCUGCAUAUCUUAGGAUGAUGGGUACGCUCGCAAUGGUGCUCCAGUAG